Molecule: messenger RNA, 755 nt
Organism: Zea mays
Lineage: Eukaryota; Viridiplantae; Streptophyta; Magnoliopsida; Poales; Poaceae
Product: low temperature and salt responsive protein
Exons: 2
Coding region: 143-373 (76 amino acids)
Cellular component (GO): membrane
Source: RefSeq, marked provisional
GUAAACGCACCCAUCGGCAUCUUCCCAUGGCAGCCAGCGUCGGAUUCCGCAUCAUUCCCUCGCCCAGUUGUCCCCCCCGUACAAAUUAACACCUAAGCUAACCUUCCGGGCUAGCUUGUGUGUGUGGCCUCGGAGGUCCGGGAUGAGCUCCGGCGGCUGCUCGACGUGCCUCGAGGUCAUCUUCGCCGCCAUCCUCCCGCCGCUCGGCGUCUUCUUCCGCUACGGCUGCUGCAGCUCCGAGUUCUUCGUCUCCCUCCUCCUGACGCUGCUGUGCUACGUCCCCGGCGUCGCGUACUCCCUCUACGUCAUCCUCCGGACGCCGCCCGAGCCGCCGGGCAUCGACGGGGAGCGGCCCUACGACAUGCUCGCCUGACGGCUUUGCUUGUACUUGUACAGCUCCACCCAACAACAACAACGCGUAGGCCUGUGCAAUGCAACACACACUCGCUGUAUGUAGUAGCUGUAGGUAGCAGGUAGCGGCUCAGGACAUUCCUGACUGUGUUCUCCAGCGUCACGUACGUCCCUGUUCCUCGUCGCGUGUGAUGACUGUGCAAUUGUUGGUCAUUGGUUUGCUGAUUCUUUCGAUCAGUUUAUCACGAACAGUAGGGUGCUGCCGUGCUGGACUGCUGCUCGUCUGUUUGCCGAUCACGCAGCAGUUGGUGGUAAUUGGCAACUGAUAUAAAAUUUAUGCGUGUACUCAUGUAUAAAUCCCAACCAGUAAUGCGGUUGGAAUUAAAAGAAAGGUAUUGUUUGGA